This is a messenger RNA of Pleurotus ostreatus (oyster mushroom), 912 nucleotides long. RefSeq lists its product as uncharacterized. The record is from RefSeq and is a predicted model, not a curated record. The coding region runs from base 1 to 912 and encodes 303 amino acids. The transcript is spliced from 6 exons. Lineage: Eukaryota; Fungi; Basidiomycota; Agaricomycetes; Agaricales; Pleurotaceae.
AUGUCCAUCUUCAAUGUUCCACCACCCGAUUACACAUCGGUCGCUCAUGAACCCAUUACCGCCCCCGAAGACUCUGUAAUAAUACCUCGGCAACCUGUUGUGGAAGAUCACCAAUCGCUACCCCUGCCGCCACCAAGUUCGACCGUGCAUACCACCGAUACAGGGUCUUUGGUAUUGUCAUGGAAUCCCGCGCAGUUAUACGCCGAACCGCCGGCGCCGAUCACAAGGACUACUAGUCGCACACCUACACAAUCUUCAGAGGGAUCUGCUUCUCGUGUAAAUCUAGCCCGGCCACCGUCCCCCACACCGUCAGAGAACCCCCCAGGGUACGUUGAGGCAAGGAUACCGACCGGACCCGUGUUGUAUACAUUUUCACCCUUUGGCCAUAACUGUAUGAUUCUCGUGCCCCCUCCCGAAUCGCAGGAUACUCGACCACAAUACCACAUCUCAGUCGAUGUGGACUGCUUCAACCCGUUAGUCCACAUUACGACGGUUAGACGAGGGGCGAAUGAAUACGGUGACCAUGUUGCUGAGUUCGAGAUGGGUAUAUCCAAGUCUCCUGCGACUCUUAGCAUUCGAGGGAAACACUACAAGCUGAGCGAAGCAAUGCAGAAGAGGGGGUCACCCAUGUCUCGUUCAUGGGCCUGGCAAUUCGUUCGCCAUAAGUUGUAUUGGGACGGCAGCAAGCCUAUCGAGUGUAAGUGCUACGCAUCCCCAGAGAAGACUACGCUCUACGCAACGUUCACACCCGCACGACGGCCUGAAGUUCGUACUCAACCCAUCAUUCAAGCGCAGUUGAAGAUCACACCAGCUGGUUAUCCCCUCUUCGACGACAUACUUGUUUCUGCGUUGAUUGUGGCGCGAUGCCGUGCGACACCCCAGGACAAUGACCUGUUCAAUUUCCAGUGGUGA